Pistacia vera is the source of this 2235-nucleotide messenger RNA. RefSeq names its product protein KINESIN LIGHT CHAIN-RELATED 3. Gene Ontology annotation, molecular function: protein binding. The transcript has 2 exons. Bases 120 to 1997 code for a protein of 625 amino acids. The record is from RefSeq and is a predicted model, not a curated record. NCBI's taxonomy places the organism in Eukaryota, Viridiplantae, Streptophyta, Magnoliopsida, Sapindales, Anacardiaceae.
GGCUGAACCCGAACCGAACCAACUGGCUGAACCAAACCAAAACCAAAACCAAAGGGAAAGGGUUUUAUUAGGGUUUAGCAGAACAACAAAAAUAACUAAAGAAUCUUCUAAAUUACACCAUGAAAAGAGCUUCGAUUUCGCUUCUUUUACACCUCUCUCGCCACAAACCUCGAAAGUUAACCCAUCUUCUCACCAGAAAUUAUAUUUCUGAUCUCACCGCAUCUUCUUCACCACGCAAACCCUGCUCUAAAACCCAUGGCUUGUUCUUCAAAACCCACCAAUAUCAGACGAACCCAUCUCAAAAACUCCACACCCUUGUACGGAAUCCACCUCAACUCUCCUCUAGACAGAGAAAAAUCAAAGAAAAAUCUGAUCUUGAAGAGGCUUUUGAGUCCGCAAAGACCACUGAAGAAAUGCUUCAAGCUUUUAAAGAAAUGGAGGCUUCUUUUGAUGAGAGCGAGCUUGGUUUGGCUUCUCUGAAAAUUGGUCUCAAACUUGAUCAGCAAGGUGAGGACCCUGAAAUGACUCUCUCUUUUGCUAAUAGAGCUUUGAAAGCUCUUGACAGAGAUGAUAACAAUAAUAAACCGUCGUUACCUGUUGCUAUGUGUUUACAAUUGAUGGGUUCCGCUAAUUAUACCUUAAAAAGGUUUAAUGAUUGUUUGGGGUAUCUUAAUCGAGCUAAUAGGAUACUGUGCCGGUUAGAGGAAGAAGGUUUAGGUGGAAUGGAGGAUAUUAGGCCGGUUUUGCAUGCUGUGCAGCUUGAGUUAGCCAAUGUGAAGACUGCGAUGGGUAGACGAGAGGAGGCUUUAGAGCAUCUUCGGAAGUGUCUAGAGAUUAAGGAGUUGACUCUGGAGGAAGACAGUAGGGAAUUAGGAGUGGCAAACAGGGAUUUGGCGGAAGCAUAUGCUGGAGUUUUAAAUUUUAAAGAGGCAUUGCCGUUUGGUUUGAAGGCUUUGGAGAUUCAUAAGAAUGGACUGGGGCAUAAUUCUGUAGAGGUUGCACAUGAUAGGAGGGUUCUUGGGGUGAUAUAUAGUGGGUUGGAAGAGCACCAGAAGGCAUUGGAGCAGAAUGAGUUGUCACAGAAGGUUUUGAAAAAUUGGGGUCUUAAUUCUGAGUUGCUUCGUGCAGAGAUUGAUGCUGCAAAUAUGCAAAUUGCAUUGGGAAAGUUCGAGGAGGCUAUUGAUACGUUGAAGGGUGUUGUCCAGCAGACAGAAAAAGAUAGUGAGACUCAAGCAUCGGUUUUUAUUUCAAUGGCAAAAGCGUUGUGUAACCAGGAAAAAUUUCCUGACUCAAAGAGGUGUUUAGAGAUUGCUUGCAGAAUUCUAGAUAAGAAAGAAACAGUUUCACCAGUAGAAGUUGCAGAGGCAUACUCAGAGAUAUCAAUGCAAUAUGAGACUAUGAAUGAGUUUGAAACUGCAAUUUCAUUGUUGAAGAGAACCCUGGCUUUGCUUGAGAAACUUCCACAAGAACAGCAUUCGGAAGGAAGUGUUUCUGCUAGAAUAGGGUGGUUACUUCUGUUGACAGGUAAGGUGUCUCAGGCAAUUCCCUACUUGGAGAGUGCAGCGGAGAGAUUAAAAGAGAGCUUUGGUCCCAAGCAUUUUGGAGUGGGGUAUAUUUACAACAAUUUGGGGGCUGCAUACUUAGAAUUAGAUAGACCUCAGUCAGCUGCACAGAUGUUUGCCGUUGCUAAAGAUAUCAUGGAUGUCUCACUUGGUCCUCAUCAUGCUGAUUCAAUUGAGACAUGUCAAAACCUUUCAAAGGCAUACAGUGCUAUGGGAAGUUAUUCCCUUGCAAUUGAAUUCCAGCAGCGAGCAAUUGAUGCCUGGGAAGGUCAUGGACCGAGUGCAGAAGAUGAACUGAGAGAAGCCCAUCGACUUCUUAAACAAUUAAAGAAUAAAGCCCGUGGCACAUCCACUAUCGAGCUUCCAACAAGGGCCUUGCCUUUGCCUCAUGCUGAUCACUCUAACCAAAGCUCGGAACCAGAUAAGCACAGUUAAUUAGAACUGCUUUAUAAGCCAAACUGAUGCAUGAUCUUGGAAUGUACUACUGAUGGGGUAUGUUUGUUGACAUGGACUGGAUUGGAUAAUAAGAGAAGACAGACAGUAUUAAUUUGUUUUAAAACUGUGUUUUGCGUGUGACUGUAGUAUUUCUAGCUAUGGACUAAAUGACCUCUUGUGUCCCUGGAUGACGCUGGGAGCAGAUUUGCACAGAGAAGUCUAGUUGCAGUUAUUUCUA